Coffea arabica (coffee) is the source of this 3570-nucleotide messenger RNA. The record is from RefSeq and is a predicted model, not a curated record. NCBI's taxonomy places the organism in Eukaryota, Viridiplantae, Streptophyta, Magnoliopsida, Gentianales, Rubiaceae.
GGUGGUGAGAAGGUCGACAGAAAAUAUAGGGUGAAGAGCUGCUCCUAUACAAAUCAGCUGCCAAGUUACAAGAACUGAAUGUGCGUUUCAAAGCCAAAGCCAGACCCAUCCACUCCUCAAUCCAAAAUUGUUUGGCAGAUACCAGACACCCAGCUCACCAAAAGCCAAGUUGACUCCAUCCCCACUCCUCCCCAAUCUACUCCCAGUAUUCAAGUUUUAAUUUGAUAUGAAUCCAAUGAUUCCGGGUCCAUUCAACCCUACUGCGCCUCCGAAUUGGGCUCCAGUGUUGCCGCCGUUUCCACCACCAUCCAGUGCCUUCUGGAAAAGCAGUAACGUCCGUGAUUGCCUCAAAGAUUUGCAUGACACUGUUAAUCUAGCUAAAGCAUUGGGAAAGGAGUUAGAGAUGUUGAUUAUGAUGAAAAAUGAGGAAGAAUCUAGUGAGGGUGAUAGUUCAAUUGACAGGUUUCAUAAGUUGAUGGAGGAGAAUAGGUUUGAUUUAGAUUCUCAAGAAAUGAUAGCAUUGGAAGCUGCUAAUGCUUUAACAUCAAGAUUGAGAGUUCAGCUUGAACCAUUUAGAGUUGUAGCUGAUGUGAAAGCUCCGUGGGAGGAAAAAUCUGCUGCGGUAAAACUGUCAGAUAAAUUGCGCAAGUAUAAGAGGAAUAAGCGUUGGCGGAAAAGAAAGAGGAUGCAGGUUGCUGAGAACCUGGCAAAGGAGCGUGAGCAAUUUGACCGGAUUGACAAAGAAGCUGAUGAGUGGAGGGCUGGAGAGAUUGCAAAGGAAAUUGCUAAGCGUAAGGUAGAAAAGCUGAAGGAAAUUGCAAAACUUAAGGCAAAAGAAGAGAAGAAAACAUUAGAGUCUGAGCUUGAGCUGAUGCUGAUCGUGGAGAAGCUGCAAGAGUUGCGGUCCCUUAGGAUCCAAAAACUGAAAAAACAAGGUCAUUUUCUCCCCGAAGAGGAUGACAAGUUUCUUGAAAGAGUUAGAGCUGCUGUUGAGGAAGAGGAGCGACAAGCUAUGGCUGCAGCAGAUACAGAAGCUGCAAAAGAUGCUAUUGCAACUGCCGAGGAAUCUAGAAUUCAAAAUCGUGGACCUGACUCUGAAAAACCAAGCAAUAACAACAAAACUGUAGACAUGAUGGUGGAAAGUGAAGAUAGAAGAGAUUCAACUGUAGUCACUGGCAAUGCCUCCAGACCAAGUGGAACAGAAGGACAAAGUUCGACUGUUGCAUAUGAUUCUAUGGCAAACUUGCCAAUGGAAUUUUAUCACUACUACUACGGCAGCAAAACUGAUAUGGGCACCCUCAUUGAAGUUAGGAGAACAUGGGAUGCAUACAUCAGACCUGGUGGAAGCCGAAUACCAGGGCACUGGGUUCAGCCGCCUCCCCCAUCAGAUGAAACAUGGGCAUCCUACCUGGUGAAACCUAAAUGACGUGAGCUAGAAGACUCAAAUGAAUAGCUUGUGCAACAUUUUUAUGUGCAUUAUCAAUAGAUGAUAUAUUGUUUAUGUAUAAAGGAAUGUCUGUUUCUCUAAUUUUCAUUUGUGUUUUAGUUGCAAAUUCAAACUGUUGCGAGUCAAUAUGCAGCACUUUGUAGUUAGGCUAUGGAUAACCGGUGCUAAAGAUUCGAUGCAGAAUUUUUACUGAUUGGGGCAAAUUUGUUGUAGCGUGUGAACCUCAGUGAUCAACAUGACUUCAUAUCUUCAAACUCUUGCGAAUUUGUUUUAUAUCAUCAGAUUAAUUCUUCCUUUUCAAAUUUUACCAUCCCACUCACAUGGCAGUCUCAAUGUGAGAAACUGUCCCAAUAUACACUUCCACGAUUUGCAUUUGCUUUGCCAAUAGAACAGGAAAUAAACAUUAGCUUGAGAAGCUUUUUAAGCAACAGGCAUUAAAAUUUGCAAUUUACAUAUUUUGAGCAGUCUUGUAGAUAUUGAUUCCAGGAAUGUUUUUUCGUGCAUGCAGCUUACAAUUUUGCAUGCUAGGUACUGAGUAACUUGCUUAUAGUGUUAGAUUAAUUUUGUGACCAAUUACGCCGUCAUUCCUUUUUCUUACCACUAUUUAACCUUAUUCUGAAAUCGGGGGCAGAAUUAGAGAACUUCUUUUUUAUCUUGUGGGGAUAUAUAGACAUGUUGUUGCUAUCAUAAUUUGAAAUUUCUUGUUUUAUAUUAUGAUAAAAUAAGAUGGCUUGACAUAAUUCAGUGGCUUAAAGAAUUUUUCUUUUAUACUCUUAAUGCAGAUUGAUCAGUUUCAAGCAGAAAUUAAAACUUUGUCCAAUAAUUAUGCUGCAUUGCUGAGAGAUUUUUUUCUCUCUCUCCUCUCUCUUUAUACAAUUUAUUCUUUUCUCUUAAACCUUCUAUCUUGUACCCUCAGUGAAUCUUUCCCUUUCCCUUGCCCUUCACAACCCCACUCCCCAACUUCUUCACAGCCUUGGGGGAAAAAACUAGAUUUAAAAUGUUGAUUGGUGCAUAGUUAAGGGGUUUAUGGCAACCUCAUUUACAGUCAUGCUCUGCGAUUUUAAUGUCCAAUUGUUAGAAUAUUUAAGGAAGCAAAUUUUGUUCAAUUGUUGAAUCUUCUUGUUCUGGUAAUUGGCCAUUUUGGAUGGUAGGCUCUAUAUUAACAUGAGAGUCCUAUUGAGAAUUUGACUUUGUAUUGAAACUGAAGGUUCAAUUCAAGAAUUUUCCGAUGAACAUGCUGUAGUAUUUUCCUUAAUCUGAUUUAUUCAAAGUUCUGUUUCUUUUGCAAAACAGUUUGAUAAUUUACAAUUUCCUUGGCUUUGCUCUUUCUCUUUUUUCAGUUUCUUUAACUUUUUCUUUAGUCCUGGGUUCCCUGUGUUUGAAACUUAUGAAAUAUUCAUGCCCAUGUCAAGGGAAACUUUUAGGCUGCUUCCUGCCCGAGCUAGAUUGCGCCUUUCUUAUUUGGAGUGAGUCACUGUUAUGUCAUUAAGUUAAUAUUGAUAUUCUGUGGUUAGAUACUUCAUGGUCUUAAUAGGUUGAGGCUAUGGUGGUUGGCUUUUUCCAGUAUGGGUUUGAUAGAAUUAUGAGGCUUAAUGAAGAUGUGGAAUACUGAAGCAAAAUCUCCGUGCAACAAUGCUGCUGUAAAUGUAUCUAGAAGCACGAAGGAACUAGCAGUCACCAACCACCAAAGUAAGUCAUGGUGAAAAAUCAUGCGACUGGAAGCAUAUUGCAGAAUGGUCGUAUCCUAAACAAGAUGGACCGAAAAAUGGAAUUGGAUGCCCUGAUUAGUUGCCCUCAGAGAUGAAAAAGUUUGUGAUAAGUUGAGCCAAAAGAUAUAUGAAGAUGGAAGACUACAGGUGUUGUACAGGAGACAAUGAUGACACUGAUAACAUGGUGGAGACUUUGGAAAGAGCAAUUUGAAACCUAGAGAAAGAGAACAGAGAUCUUAAGAGGAUAUCACAAAAAAGUUCCGACGGCAUUGAUUCUGAGAUGGUGAGAUGGACUGAGAAUUGAACUAGGACGUCGCAAUUAAUUGGUUGAUGUUUCUAUUAGUUAAAUUGUAUCUUGGGACAUUUUGGAAUUUUUUAUAUAUAUAUUUAUAUCUCUUAUGUAUUUUAAAUACA